AUCAGUUGGGGCUUUUUAUUGUUUCGCAUUCAUCCUUAGAUGCUAAGAAGACUUGCGUCCAGUCCUCUAGAACUACAGUGUGUCAUUAGGUAAGCAUUUCGACAAAAUGUUUGGAAGUCCACUGAGAUCGGCACACGCCGAACAUCCCGAACGCCUAGUUCAAUAGUUAUGCCAUUACGGCUACGACGGCGCCAACGCGCCAGUUUCUCCGGGACUUCAUGAGGAGUGGGGUAGUGCGGUCUCGUGCGGAGCAGGUAUUGUGGGGCGACACAAGCUACCCAUCGCCCAGCUAGAUAUAUACAAACGAUGUGGCACUGGCAUUCCAGGUGUAAGUUUUUUACGCACUAUGGCAGACACCACGGAGACUCUUUCUCCGACCCGUAUUCCCUCCUUUAAAGAGCUUCCUCUGCGGCCAUCGGAUCCUCCACAUUCAGCAUGGGGUCUCUGGGGAGAAACCGACCAGCUUGGGUGCUUGAACCAUCUCACUCCAACGCGUGUGAAGGCUGCGGCGGCGGAAAUCAAGAGUGGCGUUUCUGUGGGCUUGAGUUGGGAAAUGCACCAGAUGGUUGUUCCUCCGGCCUAUCGAACCAAGCUGGAACAUGAGAUUUUCAGCAUCGGCGAGAACAUCAACGAUGACAAAGUUACUUUCAACACGCAAACCAGCUCCCAGUGGGAUGGCUUCCGGCAUUGGUCAUACCCGGAUGGGAGAUUCUACAACGGGGUAACGCAAAAGGACGUGCGGAAUUCAAGCUCGACUCGCAAUGGCAUCCAUGAAUGGACUAAGAAAGGCAUCGUUGGCCGCGGCGUGCUGAUCGACUAUUACUCGUACGCUCUUGAGAAAGGUCUAGACUACGAUCCUUGGAGUUUUACAAAAAUUUCCGUUGCCACCGUGGAGGAGAUUGCAAGAAUUCAGGGGGUGUCCCUCUUAGCAGGCGAUAUCCUCUUUUUAAGAACCGGGUUUCUUUCGCGAUAUGAAAACAUGCCCGAAGAUGACCUCGUCAAAUUGAUGGGUGCGCCAGAAUUUCAUUAUCCAGGGCUUGAGAGCUCUGUCGAAUCGCUCGAAUGGCUAUGGAAUAGUCAUUUUGCGGCUGUUGCAGGCGACAACCCUGGGUUUGAAGCCUGGAGUGCUGGAUUGGGUGACUCAAAGGAACAGUAUCGAAUGCAUGAGGUUAUCCUAUCCGGGUUUGGCUUACCUAUCGGUGAACUCUUCGACCUUGAGCAGCUCGCUAAGCAAUGCAAGAAAGAGGGCAGAUGGUCUUUUCUGGUAACUAGUCAGCCUCUCAAUGUUGUCGGAGGCGUAGGGAGUCCGCCGAAUGCAAUUGCUAUCUUCUAGUUUCGGCUUGACGUUAUAGAUAUUUGAAGACUACCUCCGUGUUCAACUUAUCCAGAAG
Messenger RNA from Mytilinidion resinicola, 1391 nucleotides. RefSeq lists its product as uncharacterized. Gene Ontology annotation, molecular function: arylformamidase activity. Bases 347 to 1333 code for a protein of 328 amino acids. NCBI's taxonomy places the organism in Eukaryota, Fungi, Ascomycota, Dothideomycetes, Mytilinidiales, Mytilinidiaceae. The record is from RefSeq and is a predicted model, not a curated record. The transcript is spliced from 3 exons.